Molecule: messenger RNA, 12822 nt
Organism: Trachemys scripta elegans
Lineage: Eukaryota; Metazoa; Chordata; Testudines; Emydidae
Gene: TENM1
Product: teneurin transmembrane protein 1
Exons: 33
Coding region: 244-8337 (2697 amino acids)
Biological process (GO): signal transduction; neuron development; heterophilic cell-cell adhesion
Cellular component (GO): membrane; neuron projection
Molecular function (GO): protein homodimerization activity; cell adhesion molecule binding; protein heterodimerization activity
Source: RefSeq, a predicted model, not a curated record
CCUGUUUGGGCCAUUGCUUUGCCUUCCAGUUCUUAAUCUUUCCCGAAAGCCUCAUCACUUAUCUAAAACAAAAGAAGAAUGAGGGUCCCUCAAGAGAGAUGCCCACUGACUUCCUGAAGAUGUUCUGAAUGACUGUAAAUCAUCUUUAAGUGAAGAGAAGUUUCUGAAUCAAAUACAUUGAGGACCAUUUCUUUAGGGAGUUCCUAUUCCUUAUUUUCAUGACUCUGAGCAUAUUAAUCAGAAAUGGAGCAGAUGGACUGCAAACCCUACCAGCCACUGUCAAAAGUUAAGCAUGAAAUGGAUCUAGCUUAUACAAGUUCUUCAGAUGAAAGUGAAGAUGGGAGAAAACCAAGACAAUCCUAUGACUCCAGAGAAACUCUAAAUGAAUAUAGCCAAGAACUAAGACUGAACUAUAACAGCCAUAGCAGAAAAAGAAAAGCUGAUGACAAAUCCACUCAAGAGAUGGAAUUCUGUGAAAAUCCACACAUCGUGUGCUCUGGCUACCAGACAGACUUGCAUGGUGUAUCUCAGCAUGGUUACCCAUUGGAGAUGGGUUCAGAUGUGGAUACUGAGACUGAAGGUGGUGCUUCACCACCAGAUCAUGCUCUGAGGAUGUGGAUGACGGGGAUGAAAUCAGAACACAGUUCCUGUUUGUCAAGCCGGGCAAAUUCAGCUUUGUCCCUCACUGACACUGACCAUGAAAGGAAGUCUGAUGGAGAGAAUGAUAUACCGGGCAGCCCACGUAACCAGUUCACAUUCAGACCACUCCCACCCCCUCCACCACCACCACAUGCAUGCACCUGCAGCAGAAAACCACCUCCAACAGCAGAUUCUCUCCAGAAAAGAUCAAUGACCACCCGCAGUCAGCCCAGUCCAGCUGCUCAAACCCCUCCAACCAGUACGCAAGAUUCCGUACAUCUGCAUAACAGCUGGGUCUUGAAUAGUAAUAUACCAUUGGAGACAAGAAGUGAAUGGGAGUUUUGCUGGCCCUCGGCUGUGGAAUUCCCUUCCACCAGAAAUCAGGAUGACCACGUAUCUUGCCACCUACCAAGCGAAAAGCAUUUCCUAUUUAAACAUGGAUCUGGUUCUUCGGCUAUCUUCAGUGCAGCCAGUCAGAACUAUCCUUUAACAUCCAAUACGGUUUACUCUCCACCUCCUAGGCCACUUCCUAGAAGUACAUUUUCUAGACCUGCCUUCACUUUUAACAAACCUUACAGGUGCUGCAACUGGAAGUGCACUGCUCUGAGUGCUACAGCUAUUACAGUUACUCUGGCACUGUUGUUAGCCUAUGUUAUUGCAGUACAUUUAUUUGGCUUAACAUGGCAACUGCAGCCUGUAGAAGGGCAGCUCUAUGAAAACGGAGUCAGCAAAGGAAACAGGGCCACAGAGUCCAUGGAUACCACUUACUCGCCAAUUGGAGGGAAAGUGUCUGAUAAAUCAGAGAAGAAAGUGUUUCAGAAAGGACGGGCCAUAGACACAGGAGAAGUUGACAUUGGAGCACAAGUUAUGCAGACCAUCCCACCAGGUUUAUUCUGGCGUUUUCAGAUUACUAUCCAUCACCCGAUGUACCUGAAGUUUAACAUUUCACUUGCAAAGGACUCUCUGCUGGGAAUAUAUGGUAGAAGAAACAUUCCUCCCACUCAUACUCAGUUUGAUUUUGUAAAACUGAUGGAUGGAAAACAGUUAAUUAAACAGGAACCAAGGAACUCAGAGGAGUCUCAGCAUGCUCCUAGGAAUCUGAUCUUAACAACCCUGCAAGAGACAGGUUUCAUUGAAUAUAUGGAUCAAGGAGCUUGGCACAUGGCAUUUUACAAUGACGGAAAGAAAAUGGAGCAAGUAUUUUUAUUAACAACAGCAAUUGAAAUCAUGGAUGACUGUUCCACUAAUUGCAAUGGGAAUGGAGAGUGUAUCUCAGGUCACUGCCACUGUUUCCCAGGAUUCCUCGGGCCUGACUGUGCAAGAGACUCAUGCCCAAUACUGUGCAAUGGAAAUGGAGAAUAUGAGAAAGGUCACUGUGUAUGUCGCAAUGGAUGGAAAGGCCCAGAGUGUGAUGUUCCGGAAGAACAAUGUAUUGAUCCAACCUGCUUUGGCCAUGGUACUUGCAUCAUGGGAGUAUGUAUUUGUGUCCCAGGAUACAAAGGAGAAAUUUGUGAGGAAGAGGAUUGUUUAGAUCCUAUGUGCUCUGGCCAUGGUGUCUGUGUUCAAGGGGAAUGUCACUGCUCUGCAGGCUGGGGAGGAGUAAACUGUGAGACCUCUCUUCCUGUAUGUCAAGAGCAAUGCUCAGGCCAUGGGACGUUCCUUGUGGAUACCGGAGUCUGUAGCUGUGAGCCUAAGUGGACAGGUUCAGACUGCUCAACAGAAUUAUGCACUAUGGACUGUGGUAGCCAUGGUGUUUGUUCAAGAGGAAUAUGCCAAUGUGAAGAAGGCUGGGUAGGACCAAGCUGUGAGGAACGUACAUGCCACUCUCACUGUGCUGAACAUGGCCAGUGCAAAGAUGGGAAGUGUGAGUGCAGCCCUGGAUGGGAAGGGGAUCAUUGCACCAUUGCUCACUACUUAGAUGCUGUGCGAGAUGGCUGCCCAGGUCUGUGUUAUGGAAAUGGGAGAUGCACUCUUGAUCAGAAUGGAUGGCACUGUGUGUGUCAGGUGGGAUGGAGUGGCACAGGAUGUAACGUUGUCAUGGAAAUGGUGUGUGGGGAUAAUAUGGAUAACGAUGGAGAUGGUUUGACAGACUGUGUAGACCCUGAUUGUUGUCAGCAAAGCAAUUGCUACGCAAGCCCUCUCUGCCAAGGGUCACCUGAUCCCCUUGACCUCAUUCAGCACAGCCAGCCUCCUUUCUCUCAGCAUCCUCCAAGGCUCUUUUAUGAUAGAAUCAAGUUCCUUAUUGGCAAGGAGAGCACUCAUGUAAUCCCUGGAGAUGUCUUAUUUGACAGCAGACGUGCCUGUGUAAUUCGAGGCCAGGUGGUAGCAUUCGAUGGAACGGCUUUGGUAGGAGUGAAUGUCCGUUUCCUACACCGCAGUGAUUACGGAUACACCAUCAGCCGACAGGAUGGAAGUUUUGACCUUGUGGCUAUUGGAGGUAUCUCUGUCACCCUGGUCUUUGACAGAUCUCCUUUCAUUUCUGAGAAAAGGACACUUUGGUUGCCUUGGAAUAGGUUUAUUGUAGUAGAAAAAGUUGUCAUGCAAAGAACAGAGUUGGACCCACCAUCUUGUGACAUCACUAGCUUUAUCAGCCCAAAUCCAAUUGUACUCCCUUCACCUCUGACAACAUUUGGAGGAUCCUGUCCAGAGAGGGGAACGGUCAUUCCAGAGCUCCAGGUGGUCCAGGAGGAAAUCCCAAUUCCUUCUAGCUUUGUGAAGCUCAGUUACCUCAGCAGUCGAACCCCUGGAUAUAAAACCUUGCUCCGCAUUAUUUUGACACAUGCAGCCAUCCCUCCCGGAAUGACAAAAGUACAUCUUACAGUUGCUGUUGAAGGACGGCUAGUUCAGAAGUGGUUUCCUGCUGCUACAAACCUGGUCUACGCUUUUGCCUGGAACAAGACAGACAUUUAUGGACAGAAGGUGUCUGGUCUGGCAGAGGCAACAGGGAUCGUACACAAAGGAAAUGGAGAAAACAUGUUCAUUUCCCAGCAGCCACCAGUCAUCUCAACCGUCAUGGGUAACGGACACCAGAGAAGUGUCUCCUGCUCCAACUGCAAUGGUCUUGCUCUCAGCAGCAAACUCUUUGCCCCGGUUGCCUUGGCUUCUGGUCCGGAUGGCAGUGUGUAUAUUGGAGACUUCAAUUUUGUCAGACGCAUCUUUCCCUCGGGAAAUUCCAUUAGCAUUUUAGAAUUAAGGAACAGAGAUACAAGACAUAGCACAAGUCCAGCUCACAAGUACUACCUGGCUGUGGACCCAGUAUCAGAAUCCCUUUACUUGUCAGAUACCAACACCAGGAGAGUCUAUAAAGUGAAAUCUCUCAGUGAAACAAAGGAUUUGGCAAAGAACUAUGAUGUCCUGGCAGGGACAGGUGAACAGUGCCUUCCGUUUGAUCAGAGUCACUGUGGAGAUGGUGGGAGGGCAUCAGAAGCUUCCCUCAACAGUCCUAGAGGUAUCACUGUGGAUAAGUAUGGAUUCAUUUACUUUGUUGAUGGUACCAUGAUUCGGAAGAUUGAUGAAAGUGGUGUGAUCACAACAGUAAUAGGUUCAAAUGGUCUUACAUCAACGCAGCCACUGAGCUGUGACUCCGGAAUGGACAUCACUCAGGUGCGGUUAGAGUGGCCAACAGACCUCGCCGUCAACCCUAUAGACAACUCAUUGUAUGUACUGGACAAUAACAUUGUGCUGCAGAUUUCUGAAACUAAGCGUGUGCGAAUUAUUGCGGGUCGCCCUAUUCACUGCCAGGUACCAGGCAUGGAUCAUUUCUUGGUCAGCAAGGUUGCAAUCCAUUCAACCCUGGAAUCAGCUAGAGCAAUCAGUGUAUCUCACAGCGGGACACUGUACAUUGCUGAGACAGAUGAAAGAAAGAUAAACCGCAUACAGCAAGUUACAACCAAUGGUGAGAUCUCCAUAAUUGCUGGAGCCCCAACAGAUUGUGACUGCAAGAUUGACCCAAAUUGUGACUGUUUCUCAGGUGAUGGUGGAUAUGCCAAAGAUGCAAAGCUGAAAGCACCUUCUUCUCUAGCAGUCUCUCCUGAUGACACACUGUACAUAGCAGAUCUUGGCAAUAUUCGCAUCCGUGCAGUCAGUCGAAACAAGGCUCAUCUCAGUGACAUGAAUAUUUAUGAGAUUGCAUCCCCAGCAGACCAGGAAUUGUAUCAGUUUACCACCAAUGGGACCCAUCUUCACACACUUAAUCUGAUAACGAGGGACUAUAUUUACAAUUUCACAUACAAUGGAGAAGGAGACAUUGCCACAAUCACUAACAGCAAUGGGAAUUCAGUUCAUAUUCGCAGAGAUGCUAGUGGGUUGCCUCUGUGGCUAGUGGUGCCUGGAGGCCAGGUGUAUUGGCUAACAAUAAGCAGCAAUGGUGUUCUGAAAAAGGUAUAUGCUCAAAGCUACAGCUUAGCCCUGAUGACCUAUCCUGGCAACACAGGACUUCUAGCAACCAAAAGUAAUGAGAAUGGAUGGACAACAGUUUAUGAAUAUGACCUUGAAGGCCACCUGACUAAUGCAACAUUUCCAACUGGUGAGGUCAGCAGUUUCCACAGUGAUGUUGAAAAACUAACAAGAGUAGAACUUGAAUCUUCAAACAGAGAAAAUGUGAUCACAGCUACAAACUUCUCAGCUACCUCUACUAUAUACACUUUAAAACAAGACAACACGCAGAAUAUCUAUCGGGUCAGCCCGGAUGGUUCGCUGAGGGUCACAUUUGCCAGCGGAAUGGAGAUCACUCUAAACACAGAGCCCCACAUUCUUGCAGGCGUUGUUAACCCCACUUUGGGAAAGUGCAAUAUCUCAUUACCAGGAGAGCAUAAUUCAAACCUCAUAGAAUGGAGGCAAAGGAAGGAGCAGACCAAAGGCAAUAUCUCAGCAUUUGAGAGAAGGUUACGGGCCCACAACAGAAACCUAUUAUCCAUUGAUUUUGACCACGUAACCAGAACAGGAAAGAUCUAUGAUGACCAUCGAAAAUUCACUCUUCGGAUUCUGUAUGACCAGACAGGACGUCCAAUUCUGUGGUCACCCAUCAGCAAAUAUAAUGAAGUCAACAUCACUUACUCACAUUCAGGAUUAGUGACCUACAUUCAGAGAGGAACAUGGACUGAGAAAAUGGAGUAUGACCCAAGUGGGAAGAUAAUUUCCAGAACAUGGGCAGAUGGUAAAAUAUGGAGUUACACAUACUUAGAAAAGUCUGUGAUGCUCCUCUUGCACAGCCAACGCCGCUACAUUUUUGAAUAUGACCAAUCAGAUUAUCUGCUCUCAGUCACCAUGCCAAGUAUGGUGCGCCAUGGUUUGCAAACCAUGCUUUCAGUUGGGUACUAUCGCAAUAUCUACACCCCACCAGACAGCACUGCUUCUUUCAUACAAGAUUUCACCAGAGAUGGACGACUUUUGCAAAUACUAUAUCCUGGAACAGGUCGCAGGGUCCUUUAUAAAUAUACCAGACAGUCCCGACUAUCAGAGAUUCUUUAUGAUACUACUCAAGUCACAUUUACAUAUGAAGAAUCUUCCGGGGUUAUUAAAACAAUACACUUAAUGCAUGAUGGGUUCAUCUGCACCAUCAGAUACAGACAAACAGGCCCUCUUAUUGGUCGUCAGAUCUUCAGAUUUAGUGAAGAAGGCCUUGUAAAUGCCAGAUUUGACUACAGUUACAACAAUUUCCGGGUCACAAGCAUGCAGGCUAUGAUAAAUGAGACUCCUCUUCCUAUUGAUCUGUACCGAUAUGUUGAUGUAUCUGGAAGGACUGAACAAUUUGGAAAAUUCAGUGUAAUCAAUUAUGACUUAAACCAAGUUAUAACUACCACAGUGAUGAAACACACCAAGAUUUUUAGUGCCAAUGGUCAGGUGAUUGAAGUGCAAUAUGAAAUUCUUAAGUCCAUAGCCUAUUGGAUGACCAUUCAGUAUGAUAAUAUGGGUCGUAUGGUGAUAUGUGAUAUACGAGUAGGAGUAGAUGCCAACAUAACAAGGUAUUUUUAUGAGUAUGAUGCUGAUGGUCAACUUCAAACUGUCUCUGUGAAUGACAAAACCCAGUGGCGUUAUAGUUAUGACCUGAAUGGAAACAUCAACUUGCUUAGUCAUGGAAACAGUGCCCGUCUCACUCCUCUGAGAUAUGAUCUUAGAGAUCGCAUCACUAGACUAGGAGAAAUUCAGUACAAAAUGGAUGAAGAUGGUUUUCUUAGACAAAGAGGCAAUGAAAUAUUUGAGUAUAACUCGAAUGGUCUCCUUAACAAAGCCUACAACAAAGUGUCUGGUUGGACUGUGCAAUACUGUUAUGAUGGGCUUGGACGACGAGUUGCAAGUAAAUCGAGUCUAGGACAACACCUACAGUUCUUUUAUGCUGAUCUCUCCAAUCCAAUAAGAGUUACUCAUUUAUACAAUCAUACUAGCUCAGAAAUAACUUCCCUGUAUUAUGAUCUUCAAGGUCAUCUCAUUGCUAUGGAAUUAAGCAGUGGAGAAGAAUAUUAUGUUGCUUGUGACAACACCGGCACACCCCUAGCUAUCUUUAGCAGUCGGGGCCAAGUAAUCAAAGAAAUUCUGUACACACCUUAUGGAGAUAUCUACCAGGACACUUAUCCAGAUUUUCAGGUUAUCAUUGGUUUUCAUGGAGGGCUCUAUGAUUCUCUUACUAAAUUAGUGCACUUGGGUCAAAGGGAUUACGACGUCAUUGCUGGACGAUGGACAACGCCAAAUCAUCAUGUGUGGAAACAUCUAAACACCAUUCCCAAACCAUUUAAUCUUUACUCAUUUGAAAAUAACUAUCCAGUUGGCAGAAUCCAAGAUGUUGCUAAGUAUACGACAGACAUUGGAAGUUGGCUAGAGCUGUUCGGUUUCCAGCUACACAAUGUGCUUCCUGGAUUUCCAAAACCAGAGAUAGAAACUGUGGAGACAACAUAUGAACUUCUACAGCUUCAAACAAAAACCCAAGAGUGGGAUCCUGGAAAGACUAUCCUUGGCAUUCAGUGUGAGCUGCAAAAACAACUUAGGAACUUUAUAUCCUUGGACCAACUUCCUAUGACCCCCAGAUACAGUGACGGGAGGUGUCUUGAAGGAGGAAAACAACCCAGGUUUGCAGCCAUUCCUUCUGUUUUUGGAAAAGGUAUCAAAUUUGCCAUUAAGGAUGGGAUAGUGACUGCAGAUAUUAUAGGAGUAGCAAAUGAGGAUAGCCGGCGCAUUGCCACCAUCCUCAACAAUGCUCACUAUCUUGAGAACCUGCAUUUUACCAUAGAAGGGCGAGAUACACACUACUUCAUCAAGCUGGGGUCUUUGGAAGAAGACUUGGCUCUAAUAGGCAACACAGGAGGCCGGCGCAUUUUGGAGAAUGGUGUCAAUGUCACUGUGUCUCAGAUGACUUCUGUGAUAAAUGGGAGGACUAGACGGUUUGCUGAUAUACAGCUCCAACAUGGUGCUUUGUGCUUUAAUGUUCGAUAUGGGACAACCAUUGAAGAAGAAAAGAACCAUGUCUUAGAAAUAGCCAGGCAGAGGGCAGUAGCUCAGGCCUGGACUAAGGAACAAAGACGGCUGCAAGAAGGUGAAGAAGGCAUUAGGGCAUGGACAGAGGGAGAAAAACAGCAGCUUUUAAGCACUGGGAGGGUACAAGGCUAUGAUGGAUAUUUUGUUUUAUCUGUGGAGCAGUAUCUAGAACUUUCUGACAGUGCCAACAAUAUUCACUUUAUGAGACAGAGUGAAAUAGGCAGGAGGUAACAAAGAAAACCUCUGCCUUUGCGUCACCAAAGACUGCCUGUUUUUAAACAUAAAAUGGUUUAUUGUAUUGGUUUUUCUAGAGCAGAACUCUGUAUAUAUAAAUAUAGAGGAAAACACAUAUCCAACUGCCUUUAAAUGUGACAGAAGAUGGUAUUUUAAUAUUGUUUGUUUAACUCUGAGAGAUGACAGUGAAGAUUUUUAGUUCUUGUGUAGCAGUAUUCAAAAUUUCAGAAGCAGAGUUCAAAUGGUUCAACAACACAACUUAGAAAGGCGCCACUCUCGUUUAAAUUGCAGAUACAUGCAGAAUAUUUAAGAAUUCGUGUGCUCUGCUUUCUUCUUGAACAUACAUCUCUUCUUAGUUCAUUAAUUUAAUAACUUGCAGAUGAUUUAAAAGGUUAUAGAGCUUGAUUCUGCAACCCUUACUCACCUGGGUAGUCCUUACUCACAUGAGUUUUUCCAUUGACUUUAAUGGGAUGGCUCACAAGAGCAAGUGCUGCAGGACUGUAUUUAGAACCUUGUUAUCAGCACAUUUCAUUUUUCACAACUGUGAUCUAAAGAAGUUCCAGACCUGAAAACGGGGAAACGCAGUAGGCAUUUGAUACAGUAGCACAGAAUGGCUGUCCCAUAUUACAUUUAUCUUCACUCAUCCGUUGCCUCCUCCCAUUCUCUCAGUGAUAAAUGUCAUGUUGUGUAGAGUUUUGCAUGUGGCAGUGUUCUAUGAUUCUCUCCCUGAGGGCUUCUGUCAGACCUGGAUUACACUGGAUUCUGCUGGCAUAACCCCAAGCACAGAAGCCUGAUGGCAGAAAGUCCACCUGACCGAGUGUUGCACGAGGUGCCACAGCUAGCCAUCACCACUCUAAAAGUAGAAAGAAAUGUGCACAAGGGUCUGAUCCAAAGCGCCCAAAUUGACUUUCCAUUGACUUCAAUGAGCUUUAGAUCAGGCCCUGAUUCAGUGCAUCCCAAGCAAUCUCUGCCAGUAGUACUUCUGUGGACCCCCAGACAAACUUAAGGCCUCUCUACUGGAAGGAUUCACACACGCCCUCUUUGCCAGUGGGGGUGAAAAAAGGCCUGUCUCACUAUAGAGAAUAGUAACCUUUGUGUUCACUGGACAGGGAUUCUUCAGUUCACGAUUCGUUUGUAAAUUGGAGUGGUAUCAGUUUUUCGUCAUCGCCGUAGCCUCUUCUCACAUUAAUAAUUAUGCUGUAUGACUCAUUUUUUAUGUGUGAAAUAGACUGGUGGGUCAGAUUCGGUGAACCUAAGUGUGGAUAGUAAGUGUCGGACAUUUUGGGAAUGAUUCGACACUCUUUGGCUCAGUCUGUAGAGCACAUAGCAAAGUAUUAUAAUGGUAGGGCGGGAAUUUUAUUUCGCAGGAUAUCAUGAGCUGUCAAUAUAGUGAUUUCAUAGCAAAGUGUGUGAUCCUUCUUUUAACCUGUCAUUUUUAAAGGACUUAAUUGUUUUGUGGGGGAUUGUGUGCAAAUUUUCUGUUAAUUUCAGACAGGAUUAGAAUUUCCUCUUAGAAUCUAUGUAUCUUUAAUGGUAACAUUAUUGCACAUUUUUACCAAAACAGACAUAGUAAAUAUAGUCUAAUCAUCUCUGCUCGUAUUUACUUUUGCCAAAAGCAGGGUUUGUUUGUUUGGUUUUUUUCCUUUCCUGCUUUCUUUUUUCUUUUGUUUUCGGGCAAGGGGAACAAACUGUAGUGAACUUAGAGAUGAGCCUGAAUUGGAACAGCAGGUCUGAUCCCCCUUCAAACUUUGGGGAAGUUUGGAUCCAGCUCUCAACUUCACAACUUGGGCCUCGCUUUAUGGAUUCAGUCCUGCUCCCAUUGAAGUCAAUGACCGGCUUCACUGGCGCAAGAUCAGGCGCAGUGAUGAACUGAUCCAGAAGAAUGCCAUCCACACACCACCCCAAACUCUGGAGAAAUUUGGAUUGAAAUCUAGAUCCAAAUAUUGUCAUUGGGCUCAUCACUCACUAAUGUACAAUACUGGGAGCUGACCAAGUCUGGUACUGAUAGCUCUCAUCUCUGUAAUUUCCCAUAAAAUCAUGGAGAAUUUGAAUACCUCCACACCAGCCUAAAAAUGGACCUUCAGAUCCUUGAGCCUCUGAUGUUCUUUUAAUCAAUGACAAAAUAAUUUAUGAACUGUAUAUAGAGAGUGCAUUCAUAAAUGUGAUGAUGUAUUUUAUCACUGAUCCAAGAUGUCAAUAUUAGAGUCUAUUUUACUUAUAUUUUAACCAAUUAUACUUUUUUGCAAUUCACUAAUGAUGUAUCAUUUUCAAACUGCUUUAAAUAUCCAUUAUAAACAAACAUUUGAAGCUCUUAAUAGUAAAUUACCUUGAACUGUGCAUUUCUAGUAUGUAAUACAUAUUUAGUUAGCUUGUGCCUUUAGUUUCUUAAAGUUAUAUUUGUAUUAUAUGCAGGAAAUGCACUUUGUAUUACCUACAGAUGUGGUUUUUAAUACUGCCUUGAUUAUUAUUAUUCUCAUUAUUAUGCCAAAAGGUCAAAGAGUGAAAUGUAUUACAAGUUUGUCUCUCAAAGCAGAUCUGGCAUUUUUCCAGUUUAUGCGUAGAAAAUUUAAGAUGCGUUUUUGGACAGUUUCUUAUGAAAAAUAUGGAUGUAUAAGGAAUCAAAUGACAUUACAUGGCCCUGUAUUCUGGUGGCAUAAGAAAAUGUCUUCAUCGUGUUUGGUUAUAAAAUUGAGAAAAAUAAAAAUUCAGUGUCAUUUUUAGAUGAGCACGAUAGCAUUUCUAAAGAAAAUGACAUGUAUUUAUUAAUACAAGAGCACUGGAGGCCAAAGUUAUACUUACACACACAGGCCAGGCACCAUUCAAGAGCGCUCCAGUAAAGGAAUAGAUCGAAACCAUUUUGUUCAAGAACAAUGUAAGAUGGAGGCCUGGAAUAUUUCAGUCUCCAUGUUUGUUUAUUUUUUAGUGACUAAGCCAAUUUUCUUAGUGUUUUUAAUUUUGCACUAUAGCCUAGAGACCCAAAUGACAAAAACACAAAACAUCACAUGGGACAGUUUUAUGAUCAUUCAGAUCAAAUAAAUUGAUGAUUGCAUUCUGCGUUGGGAACUUGGUUCUAAAAGUGAAAAAAAGAAACACAUACUAAUGCACACUAUCUUUUAGCAAAAUACUUACCAUGAUAAGAUACAUGUUACAUUUUUAUGACAGCAAAACAACAGUGUGUAAAAAUAAUGUUUCCUUUGUUUUCAUGUUUAUUUAGAAAACUAGAACAUUUCAAAGGUAUAUAGAUGUAGAACAUAGACAAAUAUAUACAGACUGGACAAUGUGCAACUCUACACAUUCUAGCUGUUUAGUUUGAGAUCUUUAAUAUCCUCUCAGUUGUAUGCGAGUUAGAAGCUGUCUUUCUUUUUUAAUCAUGUUUUCAUGCACUUUCAGAAGUUUUAUUUUUUCAAGAUCUGCACUUAUUCCCGAUCACCAAGCCCUCUUUAUAUCACCGUCCUGGGUAGGGGAGGGCAAACAAUGUAAGUGUUAUAAAGAGGUACUUUUACAAGGAUAAACCUUAAUGGAGAUUAACGUUAUUGGAAGCCAAUGUACAGUAGCCUAUGCUUAGAGUGUUAUAAACAGAGGCACCUAUAGAAAGGUUGGAGUAUAUAAGGGAAUAAAAUCUACAGCUUCCUUUCAACAUGCUUGUCUACUCUGCAGAAUUCACAUCAGCAUAAUUGAUUAGUCUAACAUUUCAGCAUUCAGAUCAGACUGCCACAAUGGUUUUUUCCCCAUCAAAUAGAGACAAAUAAAAUGCUGACUGUUAUUUAAGCCUGUCCUUUAUACAAAGCAUUAUCAGGUCAAAAGCUUACUGGGUGUAAGAGGAAUUACUUCUCAAGUUCAACUUACUGUGGAUUUGUCUUGGCAUUUGUCAUCUUACAUUAUUUGUCCAAGAAAAUGUGUUUGCCAGUUACAAUAUUUCCUUAGACUUAGUGGUGGACUUUAGCCUCUUAAUAAAUGUUAGUAUGUCAGAUUGUGUCCUUGAUGAUAUUUUACUUGUAUGAACCAUGGUAAAACAUUGAAAUCUUAAUAUUCUUCUGGCAAAAGUGUCAAUAAAAGAGAAAGAGAAACAUAGCACACAGUAUAUGUCAAAAACAUAUUUCUCUUUAGCUUUCUCAUUAAAAGUAAAGAUGUUUACAGUGUAUGCCAAGAGCUUCAGUUUCUACCUAACAGUUAGAGGUUCUAAUCUUACAGAAAUUGUGUUAUAAUGGCCUGAGCCUUGUUGCUAGGAAACACUAGAUUCCAAUUUUUUAUUCCUGCUCUAACUUCUGUGGCUGAAUAGUGACUGGAUACUGUAUGUUCUAUGGCUGCAGUUAAUGGUUUGUUGCAUUUUGCUCUGGUUUUCAGACCAGACGCAUGCAUUUUCUACAACAGCAUCAUAACAACAUGUUGUAAAUAUUAAAAGUUAAUAUAUUAUGUGUCGAUAUUUGAAAGAGAGGAAAGAAGUACUUUGAAUAUUUCAUUUUUAAAAAAUAAAAUUGCAAA